This is a messenger RNA of Raphanus sativus (radish), 597 nucleotides long. Its product is annotated as vegetative cell wall protein gp1-like. Bases 1 to 597 code for a protein of 198 amino acids. Lineage: Eukaryota; Viridiplantae; Streptophyta; Magnoliopsida; Brassicales; Brassicaceae. The transcript has a single exon. The record is from RefSeq and is a predicted model, not a curated record.
AUGAGGAACUGUCCGAAAGGCCCGAGAGGUCUUCAGGAUUGGAUUCAAGUUUCUCAUAAGAAAAACAACCCUUCCCCCCACCAAUCACCUCCUGACCCCGCUGGCCCCUCCAACCCAAUUUCGCCGUCUCCUCCCCUACCUUCCUCACCUUUAGCUCCCCCUGCCCCUCCUUCGCCUUCUGCUACUCCUCCCCAGCCUGAAUCUCAAAUCAUCUGUGACUCUCCAGUCAGUGAAGCUCCCAACUCUAUGGAUAUUGAUACUUCUCCUGCUUCUAAAGGGGAAGGAAACUUCAUUAUAGGACUUGAAGCAGUUCACAGAGACCGGCCAAUCACUGUUGUUUCCAACAAAUUUGCUGCUCUCUCUUCCGAUCAAAACCAUACUGCCUUAAACCCUUUCGUUCUCCCACCUUCCAAUCCUUUACCUCCACCUACCCUUGCCCAAUCAGAAACCCAAACUCCCACCAAUUCAAGCUCCCUCCCUACCACACCAAACAUUCAGCCUGUUGACCUUCCCCCCAUCCUACCUAAACCUCUUAACCCCUCUAUCACUACAGUUACUUCCUGUUCUUCUCCUUUGGAGGAGGCACCCCUUCAUUAA